ACCCUGAGUGAGAAGCAUAAGGAAUAUGUGAAUGAAUCCAAUUCCCACCCAAGCAUAGUGUCCCGAGACACCAACAAACAAACAACUUCCAAAAGACAUUUGACCAUCAAGUUAAGUUUCAUCGCCCCUUUGACGGAGUUACCCACCACCACCACCAACAACAACACAACUUUCAAUAUAAAACAUAAAACACUUUCGUUUCACAAAAACCCCUAAACUCAAAAAACACACAAACACAAACACAAACACAAACACAAUGGCUUUGAGUUUCACACACCAACCCACAACAAAAACCAUUCUCCAAACCCCUUCUUCUUCCUUAAUCCCCUCUCGCUCUCUACCAUCACUUCAAUCCCUUCCCUUCCAUCAAACUCGAAAACCACGGCGGUCUCUAACCGUCAGCGCUUCGGCAACAACGGCUGCUCCCUCCGAGGUUUCUUCAAAGGUGUCAAGGGAGUACACUGUGAAGUCAGUGAAGGCGAGGCAGAUCGUUGACAGUAGAGGGAAUCCGACGGUUGAGGUUGAUCUGGUGACUGAUCAGCUUUACCGAUCGGGUGUGCCGAGUGGUGCUUCUACUGGAAUUUACGAAGCGUUGGAGCUUAGAGAUGGUGAUAAGAAUGUUUAUGGUGGGAAAGGUGUUCUUAAUGCUGUGAGGAAUAUUAAUGAGGUUUUGGCUCCAAAGCUUGUUGGUGUUGAUGUUAGGAAUCAAGCUGACGUCGAUGCUAUUAUGCUGGAAAUUGAUGGAACUCCUAACAAGUCAAAAUUAGGUGCUAAUGCAAUAUUGGGAGUUUCACUGAGUGUGUGUAGAGCUGGUGCCGGAGCAAAGGGAGUGCCGUUGUACAAGCAUAUCCAAGAGAUUUCAGGAACAAAAGAACUUGUCAUGCCUGUUCCAGCUUUUAAUGUUAUCAACGGAGGCAGUCAUGCUGGAAAUAAUCUUGCCAUGCAAGAAUUUAUGAUACUACCAGUUGGAGCUAUUUCAUUUGCUGAGGCACUUCGCAUGGGCAGUGAAGUGUAUCAUGUAUUAAAGGGCAUAAUCAAGGCAAAAUAUGGACAAGAUGCAUGUAAUGUUGGCGAUGAAGGAGGAUUUGCUCCCAAUGUCCAGGAUAACAGGGAGGGUUUGGUUUUACUAACGGAUGCCAUUGAAAAAGCUGGUUAUACCGGGAAGAUUAAAAUAGGUAUGGAUGUAGCAGCUUCAGAGUUUUACACUAAGGAUAGGAAGUAUGAUUUAAACUUCAAGAAACAGCCAAAUGAUGGAACUCAUGUUCACUCUCCUGAGAGUCUUGGGCAACUUUAUCAAGACUUUGUGAAAGAGUUUCCGAUUGUGUCGAUUGAGGAUCCUUUUGAUCAAGAUGAUUGGAGUUCAUGGUCCUCACUACAAUCUUCAGUUGAUAUCCAACUUGUAGGAGAUGAUUUGUUAGUUACAAAUCCAACGAGAAUAGCUGAAGCCAUCCAAAAGAAGGCUUGCAAUGGUUUGUUACUAAAGGUUAACCAGAUUGGCACAGUGACUGAAUCUAUUCAGGCUGCACUUGACUCAAAGGCUGCAGGUUGGGGUGUGAUGGUUAGUCAUCGGAGCGGCGAGACUGAGGAUAACUUCAUUGCUGAUCUUUCUGUUGGUUUGGCCAGUGGACAGAUUAAGACUGGUGCUCCAUGCAGAAGCGAGCGUUUGGCAAAGUAUAACCAGCUUCUUCGGAUUGAAGAAGAACUUGGAAGUGUGCGUUAUGCUGGUGAAGCUUUCAGGUCGCCUUAGAAUGAACUACGUUAAGAGCGACUCUAACGGUGAAUGAUGUUAGAAAAUCAUUCCAGAAAUAGUUGUGCAUCAUAAUCAUUGUAAUGAUUGGUUUGUUUAAGAAAACAAAUGGGACUGAGGAAGAGUUUUGAUAUAGCUGCUAGCCUUAGGAUUUCAAAAAAUUCUACUUGAUGAGUUAGACUUUUAAGUGUGUUUUGAAUCAAAAUAAUUGGCAAGUGAAUAAUGAUACCACUGUUGUAAUGUGAGGAAGUAGUUAAAAUGUAACUUAAUGCAGAGACAAAGUUGAGUAAGUGUAAUUAUCACUUCUCAGAAACAAUGAGUACUUGAUGAGUUAUUCCUCAGUUGAGUACUUGAAUAGUAA
Messenger RNA from Trifolium pratense (red clover), 2108 nucleotides. RefSeq names its product enolase 1, chloroplastic. NCBI's taxonomy places the organism in Eukaryota, Viridiplantae, Streptophyta, Magnoliopsida, Fabales, Fabaceae. The transcript has 7 exons. Gene Ontology annotation, cellular component: phosphopyruvate hydratase complex. The record is from RefSeq and is a predicted model, not a curated record. Bases 257 to 1747 code for a protein of 496 amino acids. Gene Ontology annotation, biological process: glycolytic process. Gene Ontology annotation, molecular function: magnesium ion binding; phosphopyruvate hydratase activity.